AUGGAACAUUUAUCGAUUCAAUUAAAUGAUUUACCAGAUGAGAUUAUUGUAUUUAUUUUGAGAAAAUUGUAUGAUGCCGAAGUACUCUAUUCAUUUAUAGGAGUUAAUAAACGACUCACUACAAUUACACAUGAUUCAAUUUUUACAAGUCACUUAACAUUAACAUAUUUCUCAGAUGGUUUCUCCUAUCCACUACCUGAUCCAAUGCUUGAUCGAUUUUGUUUAAAAAUUUUACAUGAAAUUCAUCAUAAAAUUAAAUGGCUUAAUCUUGAAUCAACAUCUAUGCAACGUAUUCUUCGUGCUACAAACUAUCCUAAUUUAUAUGGACUUGGUUUAUAUGGUAUUGAUGUAGAAGAAGCCAUAUCUCUCUUUACCGGUAAGCUAUUUUAAUACUGAAUAAAUGAUAAGCACAUCAAAAUUGAUUAUAAUUCGUUUCAUU
Messenger RNA from Rotaria sp. Silwood1, 439 nucleotides. The record is from the annotation of a GenBank genome assembly. Lineage: Eukaryota; Metazoa; Rotifera; Eurotatoria; Philodinida; Philodinidae.